Molecule: messenger RNA, 1496 nt
Organism: Jaculus jaculus (lesser Egyptian jerboa)
Lineage: Eukaryota; Metazoa; Chordata; Mammalia; Rodentia; Dipodidae
Gene: Adprhl1
Product: ADP-ribosylhydrolase like 1
Exons: 7
Coding region: 128-1189 (353 amino acids)
Biological process (GO): protein de-ADP-ribosylation
Molecular function (GO): ADP-ribosylarginine-[protein] hydrolase activity; magnesium ion binding
Source: RefSeq, a predicted model, not a curated record
GAGAGUCUGGUCAUUUCGAGAGCUCUAAAUGGUGAUACAAUGACCAUUAUAAAUGUCAGCAGGGCGUGCUAAGGGUGGCAAGGGAAGGACAAAGGCAGCUGCAGGGUAAGAGGAAUCACCUCCCAAGAUGGAGAAGUUCAAGGCUGCAAUGCUCUUGGGGAGUGUUGGCGAUGCUCUUGGCUACGGAAAUGUGUGCAGGGAGAACAGCGUUUUAAAUUCAAUGCAACAGGAGCUACAAAAGCCCAUGGGGCUGGAACAGCUCGUACUCUCACCAGGAAAGUGGCCUGUGAGUGACAACACCAUCAUGCACAUGGCAACGGCGGAGGCCCUCACCACAGACUACUGGUGCCUGGAUGACCUGUACCGUGAGAUGGUGAGGUGCUAUGUGGAGACUGUGGAGAAGCUUCCAGAACAUCGGCCAGAUCCAGCCACUAUUGAGGGCUGCUCACAGCUGAAGCCAGAUAACUACCUCCUGGCCUGGCAUACACCCUUCAGUGAAAAGGGCUCAGGGUUUGGAGCUGCCACUAAAGCAAUGUGCAUUGGCAUGCGGUACUGGAAGCCAGAGCGGCUACAGACCCUUAUUGAAGUCAGCGUUGAAUGUGGCAGAAUGACACACAACCAUCCCACAGGCUUCCUUGGGUCCCUGUGUACUGCCCUGUUUGCCUCUUAUGCAGUUCAAGGAAAGCCACUAGUGCAGUGGGGGAGAGACAUGCUGAAGGUAGUCCCACUGGCUGAGGAGUACUGCAGGAGGACCAUCCGGCACAUGGCAGAGUAUCAGGAGCACUGGUUUUACUUCGAAGCUAAAUGGCAAUUUUAUUUGGAGGAGAGAAAAAUCAGUGAAGACACGGAAAACAAAGCCACUUUCCCUGACAACUAUGAUGCAGAGGAGAGAGAGAAGACAUAUAAGAAGUGGAGCUCAGAAGGCCGAGGGGGACGUCGAGGCCAUGAUGCCCCCAUGAUAGCCUAUGAUGCCCUCCUUGCUGCAGGGAGCAGUUGGGCCGAGCUCUGCCAGCGGGCCAUGUUUCAUGGAGGUGAGAGUGGAGCCACAGGGACAAUUGCCGGCUGCCUGUUUGGAUUGCUGUAUGGCCUGGCUACCGUUCCACAAGGCUUGUACCAGGAGCUGGAGCACAAGGACAGACUGGAGGACUUGGGCACAGCCCUUCAUCGCCUGUCCUCAGAGGAGAAGUAAAGCAUUUCUGCCAUUUUCCCUCCCAGAGAGUGGUCCAUAGCAUUCACAUGCAAGCUCAAAGCCUCCCCGGGUGAGGGUGCAUAUGUGCACUUUCCACAUACACAAAAAAAAUCCAUGCCCCAUGGACCAUAAUUCAAUUUUAAAUUUCCCCCACAAUUUCAGAAUUGUAUUUGCUAUAUAAAAUACAUUGUUUGUCCUACAGCAAUAUUUUUCCUUACCCUCACUGCAAAUUAGCACCUUGCUGCCAUUACCUUGGGUUUGCUGCACUGAAGCCUCUGAAUACAGUGGUUGCAAGCAGUCUCCUGGA